AGGUAAGGCGCUGUGAGGGCGGGUGGCGGUGGGGGGCUGCCCCUGCCCGGCCCCUCGCCCUGCAGCCCUGGCUGUCAGGAGCCUUCUCCCGGGGACUGGGGGUUAGUUAUGGCUGAGGAGCUGCGCUUUCGCUUUUUUAUCUCUUUUUUUUUUUUUUAAUUUUUGGUUCGCAGCAUGCUUAGUAAUAACUCUUCUUUUUUUUUAUUUUUUUUUUUUUUUAUUUUUUUCUGUCCUGUAACAUUGACAAAGGAAGCUUUGAGUUUGCCAGGAAGCGAAGACCUGAAUUUCCUCUUCCCUCACGUUGCUCUAGAAGGGGUUAGCGCGCUUCUGGUCUUAACAAACUUACAGUGAGCCGCACGUCCGUACGGACCCGUGCGGCGUCCUCAGACCUCAGCCUAAAACUCCAUAAAGUCAGUGAGUGCCUCUAACUUCCUCCGCUUAGCAGCCAGGGAGCCUCUGUGGAGCUGCUGGUAGCUUUAACAAGAGGAACGGUGGAGGAAAAGGGAGCUGGCGUGUUGUCUGAGCAGGCAGGUGAGGCAGACAGGAGAUGUUUGCAGCGAGUGUCCGGAGCAGUGGGACGAGCGAGCUGCGCAGUGAGCGUGUUUGUGUGCGUUGUGUCGCACGUGGCCUCGUGGGUAGCGCUUCCUCUCAUUUUCUUCACUCCUGGCAGCUCUGCAGGAGGCUGGGAUUCUCCUUUCUCUUUCUCAAAAUGCAGAGAUAAAAAAGGGAAACAAGCAGAAGAACCCUAACGACAGAAAGGCAGAUGUGCGUACAGUUUGAAGUCAUCUGAGCAUUUUUCUAGCAUUAGUUUCUCUUGGCAGAGUAAAACUGGGUAUUGUGCCUCGGGUGCGUAACACUUUCCAAAUCUUUUUCGAACCAAGGAGAAACAGCGUGAUGAAAAUGUGACCCGAGCGUUUUGGUGCUGUUAUGUUCUUGACUAUAUUAAAAAAAAUGUUGAAUUUGGAAAUGCCAGAUUAAGGCAGCAAACAUACCACCAGGGAAACGUCAGCUGGCCCGAGUAGGACUGGGACAGAUUUGACAGAACUGGAAAGCUUUCCUUCAGUCCUGACUCAGGGUGGUUACUUCCAAGGACAAGUAGUUUCCUCCUUGUACAGUUGUUUGUGCACAGUUCCCUCUUGGCAGUUGCCUGCUGCCUUGCUUUGACUCGGUUUGUCUAGCCAGGGCUUCAAAAAUGAGCCAGCUUGUCAACAGGAAUGUUUUCACCUAGAUUAGCUGUGUUUUCAUGCAGUAAUUUCAAAAUCGGGACUGCAGCGUGACAAAAAGCGAAAGUGUUUAUUGCAAUAUGCUUAAUUAAAGCUUGGAUCAGUUAACUCUGCUUACUGUAAGAAGUCGCCAAGUAACUUUUCAAGGCAGGAGUCCCAAAAGCAUUGAAGUGCCAGUGUUUUGGGCUGCCCGUGUUUCUCCAAGGGGCUGUCCUUAGCUCUCAGAAACGCCCGCUUGCUGGCAGCAGUAGCUGCCAGAGGAUCUUCCAGGGGAGAGAGGCAAAGGAAGAAGGGCUGGGAAGUGCUGGUGGUGCAGGGAGCCGCGUCUCCCGUCCUGACUCCUUGGCCUCGAUUCCCCUGUCCCAGUGCCCCGGUCGUGCUGCAGCACCGGAGCAGCCCCGUUGCAGAGGUGGCACAGCGGAGGGAUGGCUGGGAGCUCAUCCUCGGGCUCUGUGCUGGAACUGCCAUGUAAUUGCAAAAGAAACUGUAAGAUUUAGUGAAAUGCCAGGAGCCUUUACGCCUUCUCGAGAUGCCGUGUCAUGGAGUGAAGUGGAGGACACCGAAAGCAAUAAGGACACAUACUGAUAUGACACAUCUUGUCGAUACGCUGUGAUACUGUAGCAGGGCUACAUCAUUAUAUGUCAUACCACUUUGUCAUUCAGAAUCACCAGUUUUGGUGAGAUUGCAUGCAUUGGUGCUGUUAACAUGCAUAUUUUUAGAAUUAUGCAGCAUUACUCUGUUGAUUCAAUAGUUUAUCCUGGCAACUUAAAAAGUACUGAAUGAAUCACAGUAGAGGGCAUAUGAGUAGUCAACCCCCUCUACUUCCCCCUGGAUUAAAAAAGGUUUGCACGCAGAAGUAAAUCUUAAGAUAUCAAUAGUGAAAACAAAACAAAUAAAAUACCUGCCCUGCACCUCCCGUGCUAAGUCUAAACCAACAGCUGUGCUUAAAUAAAUAUAUUUAGUCUUGGUAAACCUGUCUUUGGUUUUUCAUUCAAGCAAUUCAUGAAGUGCUGCAAAAUACCUUCUGCAGCUCAGAGGGAAAAUAUCUUUUCUCUGGGAUGCUUGUCAACAGAGGAGAAAGUGCUGGCAGAGCUGCACCCAUAAAUUUUUGGGGGAUACUCCCCUACAGCAAGUUUGGAAAAGUCAGAUGCUUUCUUCCUCCCCAAGCCAGCUGGUCGUCUUAUUGCCCAGGGAUUCCUGAGUUUUGGCACAGAGGCAGCUCCCGAUGAGCAGAGAAGGGAGCAGUCAUGUUGCUUUCGGGCUGGCUGCAGGAAUCUUCUUUCAGUUUCUCUUCUGCUGUCUUCCCCCGGGUCUUCACAGAGGAGGUCACGGCAGUGCUGGCUGAUGGCUUCCUUCUCCCUCCCGCCCCUGGCGAAGGGCUGCUUGCUGCGGCUGGGCUGGUGCUGGGGGAGAAAGGGAGAAGUGUCGGGGUGCAGUCGUGCUGCCGGGUGGCUUUUGGGUACAGAGGAAUAAGCUCUGGCAGGUGGCUGCCUGCGCUGUGUGCAGAGACGCUGUAGGCCUCAAAUAGUACUUGCAUGUGACUGUUUGCGCAAGAAGUGUUUUCCUGCACAGAUAUUUAGGUACAGAUUGCUAAGCCUUGCCUUCUCACCAUCUUCUUCUCUAUCGUGUCGCCCCCCAUCCCCAUGCCAACUUCCUUAGUCUUUUGAGGAAAAGACGGCAAAAUUAUUUUCCAGCUGAUGUGGUUAAUAACUUCUUUAGUGCUUUCCUGACUGCCUUUUCCUGUCAUUAUAAUGCAGUGUUAUUCCAGGAACCGAGACUGUGAACUAGCACUUCAGGAGGUUGCUUUGGUUUCUGAAAGAGAUGGACAGGAAAGGUGUCAGAGGCGUGUUGUUGAUCUGCAUGCAGGUUCAAAUUUUGCUUCCUUUUGUUUCUGUCAGAAAACAUCUUUACAUUUCAGAGGAGCAGAUUAAUGCCAUAAUUUGCAUCACAGCUUUCUUUUCUUUCUUUUUUUUUUUUUUUUUCAAAGCAAACCCUGGGACAGUUAGCUCGAGCUAACACAGCUUCUUUCAAAACAAACAAACAAUAAAACCUUUGCUCCUUUCAGUAUCAGGUUUCAUUUGAAAUAAACGUUCGUAGUGAAGUUCAGAAACCCUUAGGCAAGAGGAUGUUAGUUCAGCCCUAACUAUAACUUAGGGGCCUAGGGGACAGGAAAACACCAUAGCAAAUGGUCUGGCUUGUGUGACAAUAAUGUGUGAACUGUGUGGCAAUUGUUACGCUUCCUCUACUGAAAAUUAUGUAAUUCCAGAAACAAGAUUUACUCAGAUCUUCUAGCUCAGUUUCACAGCAAAACGUGCUGUAUUAAAAAACCUUUUUAAUUUUUGACAUUUUAAUGGGCUUCUUGUAGGUCACACUUCCUGCAAAUCUCAUCUUUAAAUUUGCAAAUGUAAUUAGUAAGGUACUCAUUAAUGAGUGAAGGAUCAAAAGGUGGGACGGUGGCCAAGAAGCAAUGGAGAAUAAAAGUUUAGAAGGUUCCCCAUCAGACCUAAAGUUAGUGGCUCAUCCGAGAGCAAAGAGUAAAGUGUGGAAGUACUUUGGUUUUGAUACCAAUGCAGAAGGAUGCAUAUUACAGUGGAAGAAGAUCUACUGCCGUAUUUGCAUGGCGCAGAUCGCCUAUUCAGGGAACACGUCCAACCUUUCCUACCACCUCGAGAAAAACCACCCCGACGAAUUCUGUGAGUUUGUAAAAAGCAACACCGAGCAGAUGAGGGAGGCCUUUGCUACCGCCUUUUCAAAAAUCAAGCCAGAAUCAUCGCAGCAGGUUGUUCAGGACAGUCUCAUCAUGAAGACCUACCAGAACUACGAAAACAAAAAGCAUCAGGAACUGACGUCCGCAGUCAUCAGCUUGAUCUGUGAGGGCAUGUAUCCCGCCUCCAUCGUCGAUGAGCCCACCUUCAAGGCCCUCUUGAGAACAGCUGAUCCCAGGUAUGAACUUCCUAGCCGGAAGUAUUUCUGUACAAAAGCUAUUCCUGAAAAAUACAACGCCAUUAGAGAAAUCGUCUUAAAGGAGCUCACUGACGUUCUGUGGUGCGGCAUAUCCACGGACAUGUGGAGGAGCGAAAACCAGAACAGGUCGUACGUAACCGUCGCGGUUCACUUUCUCAGCAGCAGUCCUUCAAACUGCCUGGCAGUUAACUCACGGUGCUUAAAAACGUUUGAAGUACCAGAGGAUAAUACUGCAGAGACUAUCACCCGAGUCCUUUACGAAACGUUCAUCGAAUGGGGAAUCAAUACAAAAGUCUUUGGUGCUACGACAGAUUACAGUAAAGACAUUGUGAAAGCUUGCUCUCUCCUAGAUAUUCCAGUGCAGAUGCCUUGCUUGGGGCACACUUUCAAUGCCGGAAUACAACAAGCUUUUCAGCUCCCGAAGCUCUGCGGCCUUCUUGCCAGGUGCCGAAAACUGGUGGAGUAUUUUCAGCAGUCUACCAUGGCCAUGUAUAUGCUGAGCGAGAAGCAGAAGCAGCAGAAUAUUCUCCACUGCAUGCUGGUGAGCGAUCGCGUUUCCUGGUGGGGCAGCACGCUCGCCAUGUUGCAGCGCCUCAAGGAGCAGCAGUUCGUCAUCGCCGCCGUUCUCGUGGAGGACAGCAACAACCACCACCUCAUGCUGGAGGCCAGCGAGUGGAACACAAUCGAAGGGCUGGUGGAGCUGCUGCAGCCUUUCAAGCAGGUUGCGGAGAUGAUGUCCGCUUCCAAGUACCCAACGAUCAGUAUGGUGAAGCCGCUUCUCCACAUGCUUCUGAAUACCACCCUGAACAUCAAAGAGAACGAUCUGAAAGAAAUCAGCAUGGCGAAGGAGGUAAUAGCGAAGGAGCUGUCAAGCACCUACCAGCACACCCCGGAAAUAGACAUGUUCCUCAACGUUGCCACUUUCCUGGAUCCUCGCUACAAAAAACUGCCUUUUCUUUCAGCCUUUGAGCGGCAGCAGGUGGAAAACAGAGUGGUGGAAGAAGCAAAAAGCCUGCUGGAGAAAGUCAAAGAGAACACCUUUCGGACUGAAGAAAAGUUCUUUGCGGUUUCGGAAGAGCCCCCAGUGAAAAAAAUAAUUAUCUCCUCCACUCCUCCUCCUACUAGCGUGAUCAACAACAUGCUUGCAGAGAUCUUCUGCCAGACGGGAGGUGUGGAAGACCAAGAGGAAUGGCACGCUCAGAUUGUUGAGGAGUUGAGCAACUUUAAGUCGCAAAAGGUCCUUGGUUUGAAUGAAGACCCGCUAAAGUGGUGGUCUGACAGACUAGCGCUGUUUCCAGUUUUACCAAAGGUUCUCCAAAAAUACUGGUGUAUUCUGGCCACAAGGGUCUUUCCCGAACGCCUUUUUGGUUCCUCUGCUAACGUUGUCAGUGCAAAGAGAAACCGGUUAGCCCCAGCGCACGUGGACGAGCAGAUCUUUUUGUAUGAAAACACUCGGAAUGGGUCCGAGGCAGAACCGGAGGAUGAAGACGAAGGAGAAUGGGGUUUGGAACAGGAACAGAUUUUUAAUUUAAAUGACUCGGUAAACGUAAACAACAAUUUCUUUAAUAUCCGAGACAGUGGGUUUGUUUAACAGGACUACUGUGGUACAUUUAAUAACAAAGAAAAAGGUAUUUGUCUUAAGUUACCAAAAAUACUUCUGUUUAUGCUAUGAAUGCUGUAAAUAUUGAACAGUUGUAACAAACUUGAUUUAGCUUCCAUUGUCUAUGUUUUUCCCACUGUCUUAAAACAUGAAUGAGUUGUGAUUAAACAGCACUGAAAUGAAUGAGGAAAUAAAUGCUACAAAGACCGUGAUUUCUGACUGUGGCCCAGAUCUCAGAGAGCACUUAGCCCUGUGCUUCCUUUCCGCUUGCUUCAGUGGGAGAGAAACACAUGCUUAUGUGCUGUCUGUAAUGAAAAUAUUUUUCCUGAAUCAAGACCCUGAGCAAGGGACUUUUUAAGUUCUAUGCCUCCAAUUAUAAAUCCCACGUGACUUAGGGCGUUAGCUUUAAAUUUUGGAUUUUAAAAUGUUAUUCUUAAAUUCCAUAAAUCAGAGCAGCAAAGACUUUUAGAGUAUGUCGAUGCUAUAGAAUGAAAAAAAGAUCUUGAGCCUGAUUUUCUUUUUCACUACCUCAUAUCUUAGGCCUGGUCUGUGCUAGAAAAGAUCAGCUGGUGUAAUUCUGUCAGUUAGGGGACUAUGUUACUAUUUUCACCGGUGUCGCGCUGGCAUAGGCUGUAGUGUGGAUGCACCUCCACUGGGGCAAUUUAUUUGGCUUUCCAGUGCGGUAUAAAUGGUAUAAACGCUUCCGAAAUGGUAUUGCUGUGUCCACAUCAGUCGGGUUUUACCGUGGAGCUGUCGCAGCUAAAUGGCAAAGCCCCGUUUUGUCCAGGCGAGCCCUGGCGGUAGCACGCGGGGCGCUGGUGGGCGGCAGCCUACACCCGGGGAGCAGAGCAGCGAAGGCAGGAGGCGUGCCAGGGCCACGGGUCUAACUCUGUGUGCGUGUGUUAUAAAGUGCUUAACCUUUUAAUUUAAGUGGGCACUUUGCCCAGGGUAGCUAGGAAGUUUUGUUGGUGAGAAAAGCAGAAUAAAAAGCUUUAAUAAUUAUGUAAAUAUAUUUAAAAGAGGGCGACCCCUCCGUUUCCCUACAUGUAUCCGGUGAGUCUUUAGGAUAUUUUCUUGUUACGUUAGCACUUAAAGACUUUUUUUUUUUUUUUUCCUCCUGUCUCUUUAUUUUUGUUUCAGUUUGUAGAGUGGACUUUAGUCUGGUCCAGUCAAAUGUUUGAGUACUGUUUCCGAUUAGUUGUUGUGUAUUGCAAUUGUUUCCUUUGUGUCUCUAGGCCUAAAGUUUUCAGCCCUUUUGAGAACUUGGUAAAAAAAAAAAAAAAAAAAGAAAAAAGGAAAAAAAUCCAACAACCAAAACCCCACAUUUUUUAGGAAAUACUGCAGGUCAUAAAUACGAUGCUAGUUCACACGUGGCACAGAGUGGGGUGGCAGCCAGCGUUUCUUUGUGCAGCGUGGAGGAGGAAUCUUGUGUCUGCCCAGUGACAGUCGAGGGUUGAUGUUUUUUUGUGGCAGGCAUCUCGCCCCCCACUCAAAAUCUCCCAGCUUGAGUUGUUCUGGGAGGGUCACUCUCACCCACUCAGAUGCCAGCCCUUCCCAUCUGUCCAUAAAGGAGUCAAAAAAUUAAGUGAGGCAAAUUCUGGAGCUCUCUGCCCAGCUGCGAAGAGCGGACUCCGACCCGCUCUCUGGCGGUGGUCUCGAUGACCAUGCUGCUAGAAACAUGCGAGGUGUCUAGGGAUGGGAAAGGCCACGGCUGAUAUAGCAUGUUUGUGUAAGCAUGGCCUUUCUGGAGAGAGGCCAGUGGAAGACUGGUCAUAACCAUUACCGGGGAAGAAGUCUUGAUUUUGUUGUCCCUGUAGCAUCCACAGACUUGUAGAGAGGGCCUGGCCAGAAGGAACGUGUGAAAACGGGAAUGGUGCUGGAACUGAAUAUGCUACCAUACCGCUUGUUUAUGUGCUGGUCUGGUAGUUUUUGCAGGUGUCAGACCUCCAUGCGUGGCAGGAAGGGGUGUGUGGAUGCGCUGCAGAGGCGUCUGCGAUUGCCCAAGAUGCAGCGCGAAGGCUGUCCACGAGGCCCGCAAAGUCGAGUCGAGGAAGGGAGCAAGGUGCAGAAAUGGUUUUAAGGCCCUGUGAGUGCCCGCCGUGCCCAUUUUCACCACCAUCUGCUGCCAGGGAGCUGCAGGACGCCAGUGUGAGGCACGUGCAUCGCCCUCGAUGCCAGGGGCUGCAGGACGAGCCUGGGGCAGCGCUUCAUCCCCCUGGGGCAGAAGGCACGCAGCGAGGCUUAUGGCUUGGCUCACUCCUCGCCCAGCUGUGCUGAGAGCAGUGCGAUGCACUGUUCUCUCUCUCCUAGUUUCCCUUAGUUAUAGAUAUUUUUUUGGUAUCCAAAAUAAAGGUGUAGUUGGUUCAAUUGAGAAGUCUUGGCAUUCUCUUAAAAAUAAAAAAAGGGGGGUAGGGGAAAAACAAAGCCAUUGUUAGUUCUACCCGUUGUUUGUGAGAUUUUUAUUUAAUGUUCUAAGCUUGGAAUAUUGUUAAAUAAACCAGAAAAAUAAGUUAGUUACUAGA
Molecule: messenger RNA, 8309 nt
Organism: Cygnus olor (mute swan)
Lineage: Eukaryota; Metazoa; Chordata; Aves; Anseriformes; Anatidae
Gene: ZBED1
Product: zinc finger BED-type containing 1
Exons: 3
Coding region: 3691-5778 (695 amino acids)
Biological process (GO): regulation of transcription by RNA polymerase II
Cellular component (GO): nucleus
Molecular function (GO): protein dimerization activity; DNA binding
Source: RefSeq, a predicted model, not a curated record